CAAACAGAACAACGUGUCUUGGAAACAUGUUCCAGGGACAUACACGUCAUUUCCCACGAAACUGAAUCCAGUGAAGCUUCUUCUUCUUCACUCUCACACUGUGUAACAAUACAAACUUUCAUCCUUUCCAAGCUUUCAAAGCUUCAAUGGGGACUCGAAUCCCUUCACAUCAAUUAAGUUCUGGACUCUAUGUCUCAGGUCGACCCGAACAACCUAAAGAACGACAACCACCGACAAUGGCUUCCCGUUCUGUACCGUACACCGGCGGUGACCCGAAGAAAUCCGGUGAGCUUGGUAAAAUGUUAGAUAUUCCCGUUCUAGAUCCGAAAUCUCAUCCAUCUUCUUCUUCUUCUCAACUUAGCACUGGGCCAGCGAGAUCCAGACCAAAUUCGGGUCAGGUGGGAAAGAAUAUUACUGGGUCCGGUACGUUGUCGAGAAAAUCAACCGGGUCUGGACCAAUAGCGUUACAGCCAACUGGUUUAAUAACUUCCGGACCAGUGGGAUCCGGUCCGGUUGGGGCGAGUAGACGGUCAGGGCAGUUGGAGCAAAGUGGGUCGAUGGGGAAAGCGGUUUAUGGGUCGGCGGUGACGAGUUUGGGUGAAGAAGUGAAAGUUGGGUUUAGGGUUUCAAGGUCGGUGGUUUGGGUUUUUAUGGUGGUGGUCGCAAUGUGUUUGCUUGUUGGAGUGUUUUUGAUGGUCGCUGUUAAGAAAAAUGUGAUUUUGUUUGCACUUGGUGGUGUUAUUGUUCCUGUUUUGGUUUUGAUUAUUUGGAAUUGUGUUUUGGGAAGAAAAGGGCUUUUAGGGUUUGUGAAAAGGUAUCCUGAUGCUGAACUUAGAGGUGCCAUUGAUGGUCAGUAUGUUAAGGUUACUGGGGUUGUAACUUGUGGCAGUAUUCCUUUGGAGUCAUCUUACCAAAGAAUACCUAGAUGUGUAUAUGUCUCCUCAGAAUUAUAUGAAUAUAAAGGUUGGGGUGGAAAGUCAGCACAUCCUAAGCAUCGUUGCUUCACUUGGGGUUCUAGAUACUCUGAGAAAUACAUAGCAGACUUCUACAUAUCGGACUUCCAGACCGGGUUAAGAGCAUUAGUGAAAGCAGGCUAUGGUAACAAAGUUGCUCCUUUUGUGAAACCCACUACUGUCGUUGAUGUAACAAAGGAGAACAGAGAGUUAUCUCCAAACUUCCUAGGCUGGCUUGCAGAUCGUAAACUCUCAACUGAUGACCGGAUAAUGCGCCUCAAGGAAGGGCACAUCAAAGAAGGCAGCACAGUAAGUGUUAUGGGAGUAGUCCGUCGACACGAGAAUGUGCUGAUGAUUGUUCCUCCAACAGAACCUGUCUCAACAGGUUGUCAGUGGAUGCGCUGCCUUUUGCCGACUGGUGUCGAAGGUCUUAUCAUAACAUGCGAGGACAACCAAAAUGCCGAUGUCAUUGCCGUUUAGUAUAAAUUUUCCUUGAUUUCUGCUCCUCGGAAAUAGAUUUCACAACACUGAAGUGGCACAAACCGAUGGAGAACUCGUAUGCUACGGAAUAAGUAUUAUUUCCUUUCCACGCAUGUUUUUGGAAGAUGCAAAGCAGAUUACUAAUAUUUUCGUAAUAAUCAGAAUACCACUUGAUUGAUAUGAUGUGAGGAUUCAUCAAGGCCAAACUGAAAGCAGUUUGAGAAUAUGAUAUCUAUGUAUCCACGAAGUUGAGCAUUUUUAUUUUUCUACUUAUUUUAUGUACAUAGGUAGAGGUGCCCAAAGGGGUUCAAAGUAAUUAUUUUCUUAUGUUUGAGCUUAUUUUUAGAAGAAAUUUAUAGCUGUUGACAAAUAUUAAUUGUCAAGGCUUGGUUAAGUUUUAUUCUUAAGUUGGUAUUAUUGUAUUAUGCCGGUAUUAGUAGUUGUAAAAAUUGAAAACCAUCAAUGUUAGCACGAUAAUAUUGUAUAAAUGUUGACUUAAAUUAAGUUUUUA
Messenger RNA from Medicago truncatula (barrel medic), 1944 nucleotides. RefSeq lists its product as uncharacterized. The transcript is spliced from 4 exons. Bases 147 to 1433 code for a protein of 428 amino acids. Lineage: Eukaryota; Viridiplantae; Streptophyta; Magnoliopsida; Fabales; Fabaceae. The record is from RefSeq and is a predicted model, not a curated record.